AUGGAGAGCUUUGUACUCUGUUCUUCGUGGAAGAGUACCAUAGCUUUUUCUACCUUCUCUCGCAUCUCCUUACACCUUCGAUCGCGCCCACAGUCAUUUUCUCUCUCCAAAUCCCCACCCUCCGUUUCUCCCAGACGCACGCCAAUUCGCCCAAUCUCAGCCCUCCGACCACCCCAAUCUCUUUCUUCUCCCUCUCCCUCUCCCUCUCCACUCAACCCCGAAUCCUUCCUGUUCAAUCCUCUACCAAAACCCACAAAAACCCACAAACCAAUAAUCCAAGCCGUCGCAAGUUCGUCCCCACAACAAACCGAAUCAAAAGCCCUUCAAGGCGCUAAGCUUUUACCGCUGAUUUUCUCAGUGUCAGUUGGGAUAAUUGUCCGAUUCAUCGUCCCCAAACCCCCGGAAGUUUCAACCCAAGCCUGGCAAUUACUGGCAAUUUUCCUCUCAACGAUCGCUGGCCUGGUUCUAAGUCCAUUACCUGUCGGAGCUUGGGCGUUUUUGGGUCUCACAACUUCGGUUCUAACUAAAACAUUGACUUUUUCCACUGCUUUUGGUGCUUUCACAAAUGAAGUGAUUUGGUUAAUUGUAAUUUCGUUUUUCUUCGCUCGUGGAUUCGUGAAGACGGGCUUGGGGGAUAGAAUUGCGACGUAUUUUGUGAAGUGGCUGGGGAAGAGUACAUUGGGUUUGUCUUAUGGGUUGACUCUUAGUGAGGCCCUUAUUGCUCCGGCAAUGCCUAGCACGACUGCAAGGGCUGGCGGUGUGUUUUUGCCGAUUAUUAAGUCAUUGUCAUUGUCGGCCGGUAGUAAGCCUGGUGAUCCCUCCGCGAAGAAGCUUGGGUCUUAUCUGGUUCUGUCUCAGUUCCAGGCUUCUGGUAAUUCCAGUGCUCUGUUCCUAACUGCUGCAGCUCAAAAUCUGCUAUGCCUCAAACUAGCUGAGGAACUUGGGGUAAUAGUUGCUAGCCCAUGGAUUUCUUGGUUUAAGGCUGCUAGUUUACCUGCAUUGGUUUCUCUUUUAGCAACUCCAUUUUUAUUGUACAAACUUUAUCCUCCUGAAACCAAAGAUACACCAGAUGCCCCUGCUAUGGCUUCAAAGAAACUGGACCUUAUGGGUCCUGUCACAAAAAAUGAAUGGGUGAUGGUUGGGACAAUGCUUCUUGCGGUUUCUUUGUGGGUCUUUGGAGAUGCUCUUGGAAUAGCAAGUGUUGUUGCUGCUAUGCUUGGCUUAUCAAUACUCUUGCUGUUGGGGGUGCUUGACUGGGAUGACUGCUUAAGUGAAAAGUCAGCAUGGGAUACUUUGGCGUGGUUUGCAGUCCUAGUUGGAAUGGCAAGCCAAUUAACAAACCUUGGCAUAGUAACCUGGAUGUCUGAUUUUGUAGCUAAAUCCCUUCAAUCUCUUUCUUUGAGCUGGCCAGCUGCAUUUGGUGUUCUUCUGGCGGCUUACUUCCUCAUCCACUACUUAUUUGCAAGUCAAACUGGUCAUGUGGGAGCUUUAUACUCUGCUUUCCUUGCUAUGAACUUGGCAGCUGGGGUGCCUGGUGUGUUGGCAGCACUUGCUUUAGCUUACAAUACUAAUCUGUUUGGUGCUCUAACGCAUUAUAGCAGUGGUCAGGCUGCCGUAUACUUUGGAGCUGGCUAUGUAGACCUUCCAGAUGUAUUCAAAAUGGGUUUUGUAAUGGCCCUUGUCAAUGCCGUGAUAUGGGGAGUUGUUGGGACUUUCUGGUGGAAGUUCUUGGGCCUGUACUGA
Molecule: messenger RNA, 1743 nt
Organism: Ilex paraguariensis (yerba mate)
Lineage: Eukaryota; Viridiplantae; Streptophyta; Magnoliopsida; Aquifoliales; Aquifoliaceae
Source: the annotation of a GenBank genome assembly